This is a messenger RNA of Camelina sativa (false flax), 512 nucleotides long. RefSeq lists its product as uncharacterized. The record is from RefSeq and is a predicted model, not a curated record. NCBI's taxonomy places the organism in Eukaryota, Viridiplantae, Streptophyta, Magnoliopsida, Brassicales, Brassicaceae.
UCUUCACAGAAACAUCAAGAUAAGCCAAAAGCAAUGAAGACUUCCAUGAGCAUCGUGGUUGUCUUCUUCUUUGUGGCCUUCUACGCCAUCUCUGCUGCUUCCUUAAACCCUGAGGAAACUUGCAUACGAAGAAACAUGGACAGGUCGCGACCGCCAAGCUCUUCAUUAGAACCCAAUAAGUCAAUGUUCGACUCUCUUAGGGACACUUUGUGCAGAGACAUGGGUCGUGCUGUCAUGUUCUAUGUGAGGAUAAACGGGAAAUUUCCAUCUCACUAUGUGAAGGCGAUGUGUAAUGUGUUUGGAAAUGAUGAGAAGAAAGUGAAGGAGUAUGUUAUGGAGAAGUGGUUGGGAGGUUCGAAGCUCGUGUCUAAUAUAUCUUGUGCUAUUCAUUGAUAUGUUCUGUGAUUGACACUAAAAACUUAAGACACUACUACUAUGAUUUUGUAUUUUAGACUUUUAGAGUGGCUACCGGUUAAAGAAUAUGAUACAUUACCAUUGAUGUUGAAGCAAUU